Messenger RNA from Pocillopora verrucosa, 1120 nucleotides. RefSeq lists its product as uncharacterized. The record is from RefSeq and is a predicted model, not a curated record. Lineage: Eukaryota; Metazoa; Cnidaria; Anthozoa; Scleractinia; Pocilloporidae.
CAAGUUGAAGUAGGGUCCACAAAAUUUGUAUCCCCAGGUCAAGUUGUCGCCUUAACUGCUUUAUCGGAAAAACCUCGUGAUGGCUUCCAAGGAAGCAUCGCUGAAAAUUGUAAGCUAUGUCACAGUAAUAAUGACCAUGCUUGCAGCUACAGUUUGGAUGUCAGAAAGACAAAGCAUUACAAUUGAGGUGAAAUGCAAUGGAACACACAGAACUUGGAACGAAACUACUUUGGACAAGAAAACCAUGCAGUAUAAAAUAAUGGCUUUGGCUGUGAGAAGUCUGCUGAAAAAGGAUCUUGAAAACGUAACGGGCGUUACUGAUAUUAAAAUAAAAAAAUUCUUGAAGAUUCACAGAAACCCUGGAACGUUUUGCAAAUUUGAAUUUAAGUCCGAUCUUGGAAAAGAAAGAGUCGAAAAUGAACUUGACAACGCCCUCGACAUUUGCAUGGAAAAAGCGUCGAUCUUGAACCUUCUACAGAACAUGAGCCUCCUGUUGCCUGGUGUAGAAUGGAAGGAUCCCUUUGCUGAUUACAACAAUUCUGAGUACAGAAGAAUAAAAACAGCAAUAGAAGAUGCUCUUAACGAAUUCUACCAAGACAAAGACGACGUCGUGGAUUUUGAGGUCGUUUCGCUCGCUAAAGCAAAUGACGGAUGGACCUUAGCGAAGGUGGAGUACUAUCUUUUGGUUUCAUCAGCCACCAACGCGACAGGAAAAGAAUUGCAAGACACACUUACAACGUUUACAAAAAGUGACACGUAUGAAAAGACGUUCCCUGAUGCCAAGCGAAUACACGAAAAACGAAAUACUGCUACUGAGAGUAGUGAGAUGGAUAAAGAGAACCAGAGGAGCAAAUUGACAAUAAGCUUGAUUGUGGUGGCAGCGAUAACCAUUUGUGCAGUGAUGAUACUCUUCCUUAUUGUGGUUAUCCGUCAGAGUUGGAAAUACAUCGGAGAACACGCACCCGAGGUCAAAUUUGAGUUGUACCGAAAAAGACGAAGCAGGAUUAAGAAUCUCCCCGAGAAAAUCCAGAAGGAAGAGACCAAGACCACACCUGUUAGCAGGGAGGAUUGCAUUGUUGUGUUAAAUUCAUAUGAUAAUCCAGUAUCUUCUGAAUCGUAA